Trematosphaeria pertusa is the source of this 4520-nucleotide messenger RNA. RefSeq names its product 5-oxoprolinase. Lineage: Eukaryota; Fungi; Ascomycota; Dothideomycetes; Pleosporales; Trematosphaeriaceae. The transcript has 3 exons. The coding region runs from base 205 to 4404 and encodes 1399 amino acids. Gene Ontology annotation, cellular component: cytosol. The record is from RefSeq and is a predicted model, not a curated record. Gene Ontology annotation, biological process: glutathione metabolic process. Gene Ontology annotation, molecular function: 5-oxoprolinase (ATP-hydrolyzing) activity.
CGCAUGCAUCAGCCUGCAGCUAUCGCGUGCUGUAUCGCGCUACAUGCGAGUACGAGUCGCAUCAUUCUUUAGUCAUACCCAGAUUACUUUUUGCUUGGUCAUUGAUGCCUCCAGACGUGUUCGAAAGCGUCCGGUAGCUUUCCUAGAGCUCUCCUCAACUUCAUUCCUUCUAAUAUCGCAUUACUCACAUCCAGGACCUCAAUCAUGGGCUCAGCGGGCAUCUGCGAGCGGGGAAUCCGCAUCGCCAUAGAUAGAGGCGGCACCUUCACGGACUGCGUCGGCAACCCCGGUACAGGCAAGAUGGAAGACGACAUCCUCAUCAAGCUCCUCUCCGUCGACCCCUCGAACUACGAUGACGCACCCCUUGAAGGAAUCCGGCGCCUUCUCUCCAGGUUUACCGGCCAGGAGAUCCCCCGCGGACAGCCGCUCGACACGUCGAAAAUCGAGAGCAUACGCAUGGGUACCACGGUGGCAACAAACGCGCUGCUAGAACGGAAAGGCGAGGAUAUUGCCAUGGUGGUGACAAAAGGCUUCAAGGAUUGCUUAGAAAUAGGCAACCAAUCGCGGCCGAACAUCUUCGCGCUGGACAUACGGAAGCCCGAGGUUUUAUACAAGAGGGUUGUAGAAAUCGACGAGAGGGUGACACUCGAAGACUAUGCUGAGGAUCCGGAACGGAAACAGACAAAAGCGAAGUCAAUCGAGGGGGCCGGACCUAAUGCGGAGCUUGUGAAGGGCCUGUCUGGUGAGACCGUGCGGAUAUUGCAACGACCGGAAGAGGAUAAGAUACGGAAACAGCUUCAGGAGGUGUAUGAUAGCGGGCUCAAAAGUAUUGCCGUGUGUCUAAUGCACGGUUACACAUACCCAGACCACGAGGCACUGGUGGGCAAGAUUGCAAAGGAGAUCGGCUUCGAGCACGUCAGCUUAAGUCAUGAACUUAUGCCCAUGAUCAAGUUGGUGCCGAGAGCAACGUCGGCUUGUGCAGACGCCUAUCUUACCCCUGCGAUCCGGAAGUACAUCGAUGGCUUCUCCAACGGCUUCGAAGGUGGUCUCGGAACAAAGAGCGUAAAGCGUGAAGAAGGCUCCAAAGGGGCACGCUGCGAGUUUAUGCAGUCCGAUGGUGGCCUGGUCGACGUAGACAUUUUCUCGGGUCUCAAGGCUAUACUGUCAGGGCCUGCUGGAGGCGUAGUGGGCUACGCACUGACAUCCUACGACCCUCAGACCAAGAUUCCCGUUAUUGGCUUCGACAUGGGUGGCACAAGUACAGACGUAAGCAGAUAUGGCGCCGGAAGAUAUGAUCACGUAUUCGAGACUACCACCGCAGGCGUUACCAUUCAGUCACCCCAGCUUGACAUCAAUACUGUUGCAGCAGGAGGCGGCUCGCGCCUGUUCUGGAAGAACGGACUCUUCGUCGUUGGUCCGGAAUCGGCAAGCGCACAUCCGGGACCCGCGUGUUAUCGGAAAGGCGGUCCAUUAACAAUCACCGAUGCCAAUCUGUUCCUUGGGCGACUGCUACCUGACUUCUUCCCUAAGAUCUUCGGCAAAAAUGAAGAUGAGGGGUUGGACGAGAGUGCGAGCGAGAAGCUAUUCAAAGAGCUUGCAGGGCAGAUCAACAAGGAGGUUGCCGGUGGAAACAAAGAGAAAGAAAUGUCGCUAGACGAGAUAGCGCACGGCUUCAUCAAGAUUGCCAACGAGACGAUGACUAGGCCCAUUCGCAGUUUGACUGAGGCACGCGGGCACGACACGUCGAAGCACAGACUCGCUACCUUCGGAGGCGCCGGAGGACAGCACGCAGUCGCCAUUGCAGAAGCGCUGGGCAUUUCUCAAAUCCUCGUCCACCGAUACUCUUCAGUGCUUUCGGCGUACGGCAUGGCGCUAGCUGACGUUGUAGACGAGCGUCAAGAGCCAGAGUCGAAAGUAUGGUCAGAUGAGAAGAACACGCGAGAAUACUUACAGCAGAAGAUGAAAGACUUAAAGGCGAAAUCGGCAGCGACGUUGAGGGACCAGGGUUUCGAUGAAGAUCAGAUUCACUUUGAAGAAUACCUCAACUUACGGUAUCGAGGCACUGAGUCCGCACUCAUGGUCAUCAAGCCCACGAAGGAAGAGGCCGAGAAAGAGUAUGGCGGCGAUGAGUGGGCUUUCGGUAAAGCGUUCGCCAAGCAACAUGAUCAGGAGUUCGGAUUCACGCUUCCCGACCGCGACAUCAUCGUCGAUGAUGUUCGAGCACGAGGCAUCGGAAAGACGUUCGAAGGCUUGGAGAAGACGGUCGAUCAGCAACUAAAAGAUAUAAAGCCGAAAGAUCUUGGUAAGGACGACAAGGUCUAUGCCGUGCGGAAGGUAUUCUUCGAGGGCGGACGGCAAGAUACUGCGAUAUACAAGCUUGAGGACUUGGAAGUCGGCGACCGUAUCAAGGGACCUGCUAUCAUUGCAGACGGAACGCAGACUAUUGUCGUCACUCCUGGUGCAUCAGCUCUGCUCAUCGAUACCCACGUCGUCAUCAACAUUGGCGAGACCGACAACCAGGACAAGAAGAUUGAUACCAAGGAAGUCGACCCCAUACUGCUGAGUAUCUUCGCUCACCGCUUCAUGGCCAUUGCCGAACAGAUGGGUCGUGCUCUGCAGAAGACUAGUGUAUCUACUAAUGUCAAAGAGCGCCUGGAUUACUCGUGUGCACUCUUCGACGCUGACGGUGGUCUCGUCGCAAACGCACCCCAUCUACCCGUGCACCUCGGCAGUAUGUCCACCUGCGUCCGCAAGCAAGCCGCUAUCUGGAAAGGCAAACUUAAGAAAGGCGACGUCCUCGUUUCCAACCAUCCCAUGUUCGGCGGCACCCAUCUCCCCGACAUAACCGUCAUCACGCCCGCUUUCAGCGGCGACAAAAUAAUAUUCUAUGUUGCCUCGCGCGCACACCACGCAGACAUCGGCGGCAUCCUCCCUGGUAGCAUGCCCCCGCACUCGCGCGAGCUCUUCCAAGAAGGCGCGGCCAUCAAAUCGGAGAAGCUCGUCUCACAAGGCCAAUUUAACGAGAAACGCAUCACCGAACUACUCUUCGAUGAGCCCGGCCAGUAUCCAGGAUGCUCAGGAACCCGCUGUCUCAGCGACAACAUCAACGAUCUGAAAGCCCAAGUCGCCGCCAACCAAAAGGGUAUCAACCUCAUCUCCACACUCAUGGACGACUAUGGCGAAGAAGUCGUCACCUUCUACAUGCGCAACAUCCAAGCCAACGCCGAAUCCAGCGUGCGCACGCUCCUCAAAUCCGUUUACAAGCGCUUCGAAGGCCAGGACCUCUCCGCCGAGGAAUUCAUGGACGACGGGUCUCCCAUCCGCCUCAAAGUAACGAUCGACCCCGACAAGGGCGAAGCAGUCUUCGAUUUCAGCGGCACAGGCCCGGAAGUCUACGGCAACAUCAACGCGCCGGAAGCAGUCACCUACUCCGCGAUCAUAUACUGCCUACGCUGCCUCAUCAGCGAAGACAUCCCCCUAAACCAAGGCUGCCUCAAACCAAUCCACGUCCUCAUCCCCAAGAAAUCCUUCCUCUCGCCCUCCGACAACGCCGCCGUCGUCGGCGGCAACGUCCUCACCUCCCAGCGCGUCACAGACGUCGUCCUCAAGGCCUUCCGCGCCUGCGCCGCCUCCCAGGGCGACACCAACAACCUGACCUUCGGCUUCGGCGGCACCUCCUUCUCCGAAGGCGCAAAUUCCAGCCGCACUGAGCAAAAAGGCUUCGGCUACUACGAAACCAUCGCCGGCGGCAGCGGCGCGGGUCCCACCUGGGAAGGCACGAGCGGCGUGCACACGCACAUGACCAACACGCGCAUCACCGACAGCGAGGUCUUCGAGCGCCGCUACCCCGUGCUGCUGCGCGAAUUCGGCCUGCGCACGGGGAGCGCGGGGAAGGGCAUGCACAACGGUGGCGAAGGCGUCGUGCGCGACAUCGAGUUCCGCAUCCCCGUGCAGGUCAGCAUCCUGAGCGAGCGGCGCGUGUACCACCCCUACGGGCUGGACGGCGGCGGCGAUGCCGCCUGCGGGCUGAAUAUCUGGGUGCGCAAGGUGGACAGGCAGGCCAUCGACCAGAACAGCGACACGCGGCAGCCGUUUGACGGCGCUGCGGAGGGGCGGGAGGCGACGACGGGUGCGGAUGUCGAGGUGCUGGAGCAGAAGGAGCGGCAUAUUGUGCAUGAGCCUAAGGAAGCGGAGCAGGAUGUCGAGUAUCGGUAUAUUAACCUGGGGGCGAAGAACACUGCUAGCAUGAGGCCUGGGGAACGGAUCAUUAUAUACACUCCUGGGGGCGGAGGCUGGGGCAAGGAGGGCGAGGAGAGCAGAGCUGUUAAGAAAGACGAUCCGCAGCAUGCGUGGAGGAAGGGGAGUGUGGCGGCGAGACAGCAGACGGCGGAGGCGAGUGCGUAGGUAGAUGGCGCAAGGUAGCUAGGAACAACGUUGGGUCGAACUCAAGAUAUAGAUGGAAUGGAGAUGAACUUUAUGGCGGAGUCAUGUCGUCAUGCGUAUACAUCUACAGAAUGGAG